CAGCCCGGUUCAAGUUCGCCAAAAGAAGGUCCUUGCGUUUUAACAGCUCAAAUCCGUGACAACAUCGCCAACCCGGAACAACACCUGUGCAAGUGCUGAACCACCACCGACCGCCAAAAUGAGCUUCGUCACCCGCCGUGCGCUCUCUACACUUAUCCCCCCCAAGGUCGCCUCUCCCAAGGCCAUUGGCGGUGCCCCCGAUGCUGUCGCCAUGAAGCGCGUCGUCUCCUUCUACGAGAAGCUUCCCCGCGGUCCCGCUCCCGAGAUCAAGGCUUCCGGCUUCUGGGGCAAGUACCAGGCCAAGCACUUUGGCAAGAACCCUAGCGCUAAGCCCAUCGUUCACGCCAUUGUCGGUCUCCUGAUCGUCGGUUAUGCCCAGAACUACUACUUCCACCUCCGCCACCACAAGAACCACGCUCACUAAGCGGG
Molecule: messenger RNA, 429 nt
Organism: Neurospora tetraspora
Lineage: Eukaryota; Fungi; Ascomycota; Sordariomycetes; Sordariales; Sordariaceae
Product: mitochondrial F1-F0 ATP synthase subunit F of fungi-domain-containing protein
Exons: 5
Coding region: 119-424 (101 amino acids)
Biological process (GO): proton motive force-driven ATP synthesis
Molecular function (GO): proton-transporting ATP synthase activity, rotational mechanism
Source: RefSeq, a predicted model, not a curated record